Molecule: messenger RNA, 868 nt
Organism: Biomphalaria glabrata
Lineage: Eukaryota; Metazoa; Mollusca; Gastropoda; Planorbidae
Exons: 4
Coding region: 25-867 (280 amino acids)
Source: RefSeq, a predicted model, not a curated record
CUAAGAGAUCAAUCAAGUUGUAAUAUGGAGUUGGCACGUAGAAUACUUCGGCAGAGGAUCGUAUUACUUUACAUUUUAAGCUGUUUCAAUUCAGUGCCGAGCACGUCAAAAUUAAUGAGUGACUUCUUUCCAACCAUUCAACCUUUCCAGAAUGUUAUCCAAUCAGCACCAACAACAACGCUAUUGCCAACUGCAAUUACACCUAGUUCGGAAAGUCUCUAUUACAAAAAACUUGACCUUUGUUUGGCGCCAAAUAGUAUUGGAGAAGGAUGGACCGACACGUCAGCAGCUGCAUGCGCUAUCACCUGUAAGCAAAUCUAUGAGUCCAACUGUAGCAGCUUUAUAUAUGAUAAAAUAACACACCUUUGUACGCCAGCUGGACAACUGUCCAACGUCGCACCUGGACCUCAACAGUCUCCUGAAGGGGACCUUUACGUCCUGGACUUUGGUGAGAUUGACCUAUUGGGUGAAUUUAGCGUUUACAGAUCUGGGCAAAUAACAACACUGUAUUUCUACAACAGUACGAAUGCCAACUACACACAGGCCGUGGAAACGUGCACAUCUCUUGGAUCCAGACUUGUGACCACUGCAACCUUCAACAAAUUUCAGUUCUUCGCUGACCUGGUGAAUAGCAAAGGUUGUAACACCUGGGUGGGCCUUAGUGACCGACUCGCUGAGGAACAGCUGAUUUGGUCAGAUGGCCAACUUUUUAAUUGGAGCGCCCAGGCCAGUCUGUUUAUUCGUCAACAGCCAGACAAUGUUAGCAACAUCCACGACUGCUGUUAUAUGUCGUGGACCGACAAACUUCUGGAUCAAGAAUUAUGCGGCGUCAGUAUGUGCUUUAUUUGUGAGAAAAUAUGUCCAUGAC